Molecule: messenger RNA, 2947 nt
Organism: Neocloeon triangulifer
Lineage: Eukaryota; Metazoa; Arthropoda; Insecta; Ephemeroptera; Baetidae
Product: carboxypeptidase N subunit 2
Exons: 4
Coding region: 379-2418 (679 amino acids)
Molecular function (GO): protein binding
Source: RefSeq, a predicted model, not a curated record
UCCUUAUACGGCGUGGCCGCAAACGCCCAACGAACGCCGCAGACUGGCAUACAAAUUAGCAUAGCAUGCGCCACAAUACAAAUUAUUACAAAACCAUUUAAUCACACAGCUUAAUUACAUUUUAAUGAGCACGUCAAAAAAACUUUGACAACGUUUCUCAAUAUGUAAAGGUGAGAUAACCGCUGGGGGGUAAUGCUCACAAGAACACACAGAGCGCUGUGCCCAGGCUAGCUCCUCUUUAUCUUUGUAGCAGAGCGAUGAGAUAAAACAAUCCGCUAAUGCGGCGCUCCAUAUAGUUCAAGAGAGAAAAGAUGUAGUUCAGCUGUGCGCUCACCGAUUCACUUCUGAUUGCAUUUUCGCUCUCGCUGUCAGGAGACGAUGCUGCGGUCACUGCUGCUGUUGGUGCUCGCGGGGGCCGUUUCCGAGGCCGCGCUGCCUGACCUGCACGUCCCUUGCCCCGAAGGAUGUGCUUGCGAUUUGAGUGGCAUGCCGAGGAGAGUGGACUGCUCUGGAAGAAAUUUAACUGAAUUUCCACAAAAUCUGCACGUGUCUACGCAGUUUUUGGAUUUAUCAAACAAUUUGAUAACAUCACUUCCGCCUCGAUUAAGUCAUCUGGCACCACAGCUGGAAACGCUUAUCCUGAAAAACAAUUUGAUUCCCUUCGUUCCGGGAGAUACAUUCAGAGGGUUGCAAGAUCUGCGCAGCGUCGAUUUAUCCCAUAAUCAACUCAAUACUAGUCUCCCCAGCAAAUUAUUUGCUACAAACUCUCGCAUUUACGAUUUGAAACUGUCAAAUAAUCCAAAUUUAACACAGCUUGGAGACUUAGUUGGUGCGAAUUUUGAAAUUUUGGAUUUGAGUUUUUGCGGGUUUGUCUCGAUUUCCGGAAUAUCAUUUUCAAACCUGACUGCUCUUAGGUCACUGAACCUCUCUUUUAACCCAUUAAAAACAUUUCCUGAUAAACUUAACGUCCAAACCCUUCGGCAGCUUGACCUCAACUCUUGCAACCUGACCUCAAUUCCAGCAAAAUGUUUGGCAAAUCUGCCCAAUAUUCAGCACCUACAUAUUUCUGGAAACAAACAACUAGACCUACCACAAAAUCCCCCCUUGCAGUCCAAGGCUCUUUUGGAGCUGACCGCUGACCACUGCGAUAUAAAACUGUUGGCGCUCUCGCAACUUCCUUCGCUGACUCACGGCUACUUUAGUUGCAACAAAAUUACUGGCGUUCGGAAAGAAAAUUUUGCCAAAAAGUCGGCUUUACUCGAAAUUGACCUGAGCCACAAUUUAAUUCGCGAGCUUCCGCUUGAUUUGUUUGUUAACGCGAAACAUUUAGUUUCGGUUGAUCUUUCCAGCAACCGAAUUGAAUCAUUGCAACAUGACCUUUUUGCAUGCUGCGCCGAAAUGCAAUUUUUAAACUUGUCUCGAAACGACAUCACAAGUUUACCGAGUGUCCUGACCAUGCCAUCCGUAGUGGUUUUUGACCUCAGCCGGUGCCGUUUGCAAUCACUGCCGAGUGGCCCAAACUUUUUAAGCCGAAUGAGCCGCUUGGACACCCUUUAUUUAUCUCACAACGAAUUAAAAACCAUUCCCGCCUUAAAAAGCAACUCCCUUAAGCACCUGGACCUGAGUUACUGCCACUUGAAACAGGUUACGCAUGAAAAUUUUAAAAACCUUACAAAACUGCACAAAAUAAAUCUUUCAGGAAACAGAUUAACUAAUUUAAAUGCAAGCACCUUCAAAGAUAAUAAAAAUUUGGGCAGUUUGUAUUUGUACGACAACCCAUGGUUCUGCAACUGCACAGACCCUGAGUUCAUCAAGUUGUGGGAACUGACGGAACGUUUGUCCGAAACUGGAAGGAACACUUUGAAGUGCCAAGACCCUGAGAGCGUGAGUGGAAAAUUUUGGGAGGAUGCGUGCACCAUUUUAGUCCCUUCGGAGCCCACGACUUCCGCCAGAGACAACACGGUCCUGCUCACGGUCAUCCUGGUUGCAUGCCUCGGGACGAUAGUGGCCGCCGUGAUGUGCUCAAAAAAGGCGAUGGCCGCCGGAAGAAAAUCGAGCAGACGGCGGCGGGACAUCGUCCGAAAUCAGCCCGAGCGGGGCGAGAAUUCGGCGGACGAUGACUCGGACGAGGCCGUCUCGGUGCGAGUUCCUCGCACCAGGGUGCACAGUGCCGACACGCGGCAGUGCACGCCGUGCAACGAACGCCAAAAUCAAGUGCUGGCUCGCGCCGCGGCCGAGCAGCCACCCACUUACGAGGAAGCCGUACUGCUCUCCGCGUCCUCCGUUAGUGUGGCCAUCAUUGACCGUGUGGUGUCAAGGUCAUCGGAUGACUCGGACAGUGAGCAAAACGUGGAAGUGGAACGAAGUGUUAAUAACACUGAGGAAAGUGAGAGAGUGCCGCAAGUGAGCGAACUUUGAUAAAGAAAAUUUCUUUUUAAAAUAAUAUUGUGUUAUUUUCAAUAAAAGUUGAGAUGCACGAAUUUCAAAAAGUCACUCUUUAUUUGUACGAUGAUAUCAUACUGUAAAUUGUGCAUACACAAGUCCACUCAAAAUAGCCAUGGCGAAUAAAAGUGCAAACAAUAUUAUUUUGAUUAAUUCGUCUUACAUGUUUACUGAAUGUAGGCAACCAGCGCCACACCUGGCUCUCGCGGCUGCCUAAAUUAAAUUUGUGUGUUAUGCAAAACCCUUCUUGUGGUUGACUUGAUUAAAGUAUAAAGCGUAAAUUAGGUAAAAGUUUAAUACCAUUAAAAUGAACAUAAAAUAUAAGCGCUCAUUUAUAAAAUUUUGGUGUUAAGCACAAAUUUAAAGUUUAAAAUAUAUACAUAAUUAAUCACCACUGAAUUCAUUUUGAUGUAAAACAAGCUCAUUUCUUUGUCAUGUGAUCCAUAGCUUGACAAUAAAAAUUGUUAUUUUUAUAUAUUGAAUAUUUUGAGAAAUAUCAAUUCAA